GAUAUUGAACUAUGUUCCCCAGACACACCUUGCAUUAAUAAGUAACUAGCACAGCACACCUUGUGCUAGCACUUUGCUUUGCCAGUAAAGAGGAAAUCCUAGCAGAGACCAAAGAACACUUCAGCACGUGGACUUCCUGUUGCGUGCACUCCAACCGUGGCAGGAAAGAGCAGCCCUUCGUCUUUUUGUGACAAACACACGCAUUCAGGGGAAGACCAGACUGUCUUUGAGCGCUUCCAACAUGGACACCACGUCACAGGGUACAGCAGGGCAGCAGAACCCCAGGAGGAACUUGGACUUCUCGUCCUUGCGCGUUAAAAGAAGCAACAAGAGCUGGGAGGAGCACCAGAGAGGAGCUUGGUCUUCUUCCUCCGCCAGAGACUUCUCAAGAAGUGAAACAUCUGGGAAGGAAGAGGCUGAUGCCGCCGUGGCCCGACUACACAGCAGCGAGGCCUGCACCACCCGAGCAGGUACCAAUCCAAGACUACACAGCAGCGAGGCCUGCACCACCCAAGCAGGUACCAAUCCAAGACUACACAGCAGCGAGGCCUGCACCACCCAAGCAGGUACCAAUCCAAGACUACACAGCAGCGAGGCCUGCACCACCCAAGCAGGCACCAAUCCAAGACUACACAGCAGCAAGGCCUGCACCACCCAAGCAGGUGAACCACCAAAAAGCAGCGUGAUCUCAGACUGUGGUGGCACCGUCCCAAGAGAAGAUGGGGGUGGGCGACCCAAAGCCCUCAAGAGGCUAAGUGCCAUGUGGUCUUCCUUCCGCAAAGGCAAAAUAGAUAGGGUGAAAGAGCAAGAUCCUGUAGAAGCAAGACCAAUAUUGGAGGAGAAGGCAUCCAGGCAACCUCGGUUUGUCAGUGGCCAGUACUUUUUUGAGUACCUGGUGGUCGUCAGUCUGAAGAAAAACAAAGAUGGCAGCAACUAUGAACCGCAGAUCACCUACCAAUUCCCGAAGAGAGACGGGAUGGGCAGAUCUCAGAAGGAGGAGGAGGAGCGGACACUAAAGGCCAUCACGCUCUUCUGCUUCCCCGAGGGUAUCAAGUGGGCUCCUCUGACAGAAUACCACAGCGAGACAUUUUCCUUCGUGCUAACGGAGCUGGACGGCAGUCGGAGAAACGGCUACUGCAGGAGACUGCUGCCCGGCGGGAGGGGGGCUCGUCCACCUGAGGCCUACUGUAUCAUCAGCAGCCUGGCUUGCUUUGGCCUCUUCUCCGAGAUUUUCGACGAGGUGGAGAAGAGGCGGCAGAUCUCCAUGGCGAUGAUUUAUCCAUUCAUGCAGAAACUGCGGGAGGCUCCGUUCCCAGCUCCUGGAAACACUGUGGAGAUUAAAAGCUUCAUUCCUGAGUCGGGCACAGAGAUCAUCAGACUGACGCGGCCGCUGGACUCCUGGCUGGAACACGUCGACUUUCCAGUGCUGUUCAGCUGCCUGACAGAUGAGGAGGUGCUGCUGGUGUUUGCCGCUGCUGUCCUCGAGAGACGCAUCAUUUUCAUUGCUGACGACUUGGGCACAUUGUCCCAGGUCAUUCAUGCGGUCGCAGCCCUUCUUUACCCUUUCACCUGGCAGCACACCUUGAUUUCCAUCGUUCCAUCCAUCCUGAUUGACGUUGUGAUGGCGCCCACUCCGUACCUGCUGGGGGUGCAGAAGCGGCUGCUGGACCAGGUCACCGAGCAGAAUGAUAUGCUGUUAGUGGAUUUAUCCCAGGACAAAGAAGAGACUUUCAUUGUUUCGGUGGGAGACGAGCCAUCUAUUCUGCCCCCCAAACUUCAAAGUGAAAUCCUGGAGGCGCUGAUUGAGAGGAAGAAAGCGUCAUCAACUGAAGAUGUGAACCGCGUGGUGUCGGAGGCUUUCCUCUUGUUCUUCGUGAAGACCGUGGGCCACUACACCUCCUACGUCAAGCGCGGGGUUUUUGAGAAGAGGAGCUUCUACAAGGCCAUCGAGUCCAAGACCACGCGGCACUUUGUCAAGAAGUUCAUCCAGACGCAGAUGUUUGAUCUGUUCAUCCAGGAGGUGGAGCAGCAGGACACUGGACCCCAGCAAGGAAUCUUUCACAAGAAGAUUGUGGAAUACCAGAAGAUGAAAAAGGCCAAGACAAAGAAGCACUAGUUGUUUGCAUGCGUGUACUGUACAUAAUAAUAUUUGGUCAAGUUGAAAGUGCGACAUAUACUGUGUUUGCAUGCGUGUACUGUACAUAAUUUGAAAGUGCAACAUAUACUGUAUUUUCAUGCGUGUACUGUACAUAAUUUGAAAGUGCAACAUAUACUGUAUUUUCAUGCGUGUACUGUACAUAAUAAUAUUUGGUCAUGUUGAAAGUGCAACAUAUACUGUGUUUGCAUGCGUGUACUGUACAUAAUUUGAAAGUGCAACAUAUACUGUAUUUUCAUGCGUGUACUGUACAUAAUUUGAAAGUGCAACAUAUACUGUAUUUUCAUGCGUGUACUGUACAUAAUUUGAAAGUGCAACAUAUACUGUAUUUUCAUGCGUGUACUGUACAUAAUUUGAAAGUGCAACAUAUACUGUAUUUUCAUGCGUGUACUGUACAUAAUUUGAAAGUGCAACAUAUACUGUGUUUGCAUGCGUGUACUGUACAUAAUUUGAAAGUGCAACAUAUACUGUAUUUUCAUGCGUCUACUGUACAUAAUUUGAAAGUGCAACAUAUACUGUGUUUGCAUGCGUGUACUGUACAUAAUUUGAAAGUGCAACAUAUACUGUAUUUGCAUGUGUCUACUGUACAUAAUAAUAUUUGGUCAUGUUGAAAGUGCAACAUAUACUGUAUUUUCAUGCGUGUACUGUACAUAAUUUGAAAGUGCAACAUAUACUGUAUUUUCAUGCGUGUACUGUACAUAAUUUGAAAGUGCAACAUAUACUGUAUUGCUAUUUGUGCUCCUCUUUUGUCAAAACACUGCUUUACAGUCUGGUGCUGCUGAGCAGAAAUAAUUUCAAAUAAAGACUACUUUUGUUAAAA
Messenger RNA from Nerophis ophidion (straightnose pipefish), 2975 nucleotides. RefSeq names its product DENN domain-containing protein 2D-like. Lineage: Eukaryota; Metazoa; Chordata; Actinopteri; Syngnathiformes; Syngnathidae. Gene Ontology annotation, cellular component: cytosol; nucleoplasm. The record is from RefSeq and is a predicted model, not a curated record. Bases 242 to 2116 code for a protein of 624 amino acids. The transcript is spliced from 19 exons.